UUUUCAGCUGAUCGAUCUAAGGCUUUCUUUCAUUGGCUCGUAGUCGUUGCCAGAACUCACAGAGCGACACAACCAUAGUCUUCAAACAGGCUCCAAAAUCAUUCCAAAGAGUAUAGAUGGGCUUGCCAAAGAGAGAUAAAAUUAUGAAAAUUUGUCAAAGGGGUGUAGGUAUUUCAAUUUCUGAGUGUUUUUAUAUACCUUGGAUUUCUGGUUUGGACUAGGGGCUCAAUGCUGCUUUCCUUCGGUAAAUAGUGAUAAUCAAAUUGACUAACGCUGGGCAGUAUCAUGCACAGAAGACAAAGAGGACUGUUAAAGCUGGUGGCCACUGCCGGGUUGGUGGGCAGUGUGUACGCGUCACUGAGAGCCAAUGACUGGGACCUGCAUGCCAUUGGCCUGGUCAGGUUUGGCAGAGCAGCCAUCACAGUGGGUCAGAUCAGCUGGGACUACCAGCGCUCUCUGUACUGGAGUGGUCUGGUGGCCGGCACUGCAGAGUAUGACCGGCUCAAGUCGGAGGUGCACCAGCGGGGCGCCGACCGACUGCUGCGGCUCUGCUGCGCCAACAGGGGCUGCUUUAUCAAAGUGGGACAGCACCUGGGCGCCCUGGACUACCUCAUUCCGGCGGAGUACGUACGCACGCUGCGGAUUCUGCACUCGAGGGCGCCGCAGACACCGCUGCACGAGCUGCUGGCACUCCUCAGCACCGAGCUCGGCGUCAAGGCGUCAGACGUGGUCGCGGAGGUGGACCCGGAGCCGCUGGGCACCGCCUCCCUGGCUCAGGUCCACCGGGCCCGGCUGACGGACGGCUCCACGGUGGCGCUCAAGAUCCAGCACCCGACCGUGCUGGCCAACUCGUUUGUCGAUAUGAAGACCAUGGAGGUGCUAGUGCGGCUGGUGGCCUGGGUGUUUCCCGACUUUGAGCUGAUGUGGCUGGCAGAAGAGACCAAGAAGAACCUCCCGAGGGAGCUUGACUUCAGUCAGGAGGCCAAAAAUGCCGAAAGAGUCGCCGACAUGUUCAAACACUUCGCCUGGCUUCGGGUCCCCAAGGUUCGCUGGGACCUGACGACGUCCCGUGUGCUCACUAUGGAGUACUGUGACGGUGGCCAGGUCAACGACCCCGACUACCUGCACACACACGGUAUCUCGCCCCGUGAGGUCUCGCAGAAGCUCGGAAAACUCUACUCAGAAAUGAUAUUCGAGAAAGGGUAUAUUCACUGCGAUCCACACCCGGGUAACCUGCUAGUUCGCAAAAAUGACGGAGGCAACGUGGAGAUUGUACUACUCGACCACGGCCUCUAUACGACUCUCCCUGACAAACUACGCUGGAGCUACAGCCGGUUCUGGCUGUCGAUCCUCUCUGGUGACCUGGUCAGCAUGGAGCGGGAGGGCGGCCGGCUGGGCGUGGGCCGGCUGUACGGCCUGCUGGCCUGUAUGGUGGCGGGACGGAGCUGGCAGGCCAUCACCACCGGUCUGGACAAACAGAAACUCACCGAGGCAGAGGAGGGUACCAUUAAGGAGGAGGUGAGUCGCUACCUACCAGAGAUCGCUGCCGUCCUCAACAAGGUGCCCCGCGAGCUGCUGCUCAUCUUCAAAACCAACGACCUCCUUCGAGGCAUCGACUACAGCCUUGGCACUAAGGGCAGCAUGACGUCGCUGCUGACGAUGUGCGAGUGCUGUGUGCGGUCCGUGUACGGCGAACGGUACCAGCGCUGUGAGAGCACUCCCGGUCGGCUGGCCGUGCUCGCCACCCAACACUGGACGCUGCUGAAAAUCAAAAUAUAUGAGGUGUACUUACGAGUGCUACACUCACCACUAGGCCAGCGGCUGGCCGAACUGUGGUCGGGCUGGGGCAGUGUCCGGUCGCCGCUCUACCAGCCCGCUGUGAUACCCGAGGCCUGACCCGGUGUAGUGACCUAGAACACUGAAGAGCGACUGUACGAUGGGAGACUGGUUAGGCAUGACUAGACAAAUAAGUUAGACCGAGGGUGAAGUAGGAGCCCGUAGUCGAGGAGCCCGACAGCGGACUGGUUAGACACAGAGUCUGAUGGUGAACUGGUUAUAGACGGACAGGGAAACUACUUGACGACGUGUUGAUAGGGUAGUCGGUUCAGCAGAGCGGGGUUUCCACUGGGCGAAGGAUAGAACAGUUUAAUGCGCUGCCCGCUCGCUGUCCCAAUGCAGCUGUUUAGGCGCGUGGGUGGUGGCGAGCUGUUAUACUCGUGGCGAGUGGUGGUUAGAAGCUUUGUAAGGGACAGAGUGGAUCGACUGGCAUUGCCCUUGUUGUUAAAGCUGCAUAAUUUUAUUUAUGUUCGGAUGACGAAUGAAUGAAUGUUUUAGAAUCAUUAUUGGUGAGGGUGUGUGCUGUGAAGUUUGUAGAUUUUCUGGGCAGUAAUCGGAACGAGUCGCGGUUGAGCAGCCUGACCGUAUUUCGACGGCGUGGUAGGACAUUGUGUAAAGUGUAAACCGUAUACAGUAUGGGCAAUCGACAGCUGUAGCUCGCUUUGUCUUCAUCUUAGGGCAGUUCCACGUUGCGUGCCUCAGAAUUUGUUCAGUGCAAUCCUUCAAGGCACGCCAUUUACCGAUCGGUGUGGCAUCAUCGAUUCGAAUAGUGCCUUACUUUUAAAGUUCUUUUAAAAGUUUAUCGUCAAAGAUUAGGUGGCGGGUGCCCUAGCCCGGAGUGACCGCUGAGGCGCCGGUAGUACCAAUUCAAACCACAGCGGACCGGUGAUGCCUCGGGGACGCUAUUAGUAGUUCGGCUAUGUCUGACAUUGGUGCAAUGGAAGAUAGUAAUUGGGCAGCUCCCACCGAUAGGCCAGCAUAUUUUCUUGUUGGUACUUAUUCGCUGCUUUUAUUAGGUGUCAUAGAUAUAUUUGCAGUUAAUUUAAUACGUCUACCUCAGGGAUGCGAUUUACGAAUAUAUGAUUGUUGUUGGAAGCCGACAGCCCCAUCAUCCUAUCGGAUGUAUGAUGUCAGACCUCUAUCAUCAUUUUAUAUCUGCUUUGUGAUGUAGCAGGUCCUGUUGCUAUUGUUGUUAGUUGCGAGUGAUUGAUGAGGUUAUGUGAAGCGACUUGCGAUCGAUCGAUGAAACUGCAUAUGGAAAUGCUCAAUCUGUCAUUUUACUGGUCUGCUGAGCCGUUCCCUACAGUGCAUUGUUUGUGGCAUGAUAAUACAUAGAAUUUUCCGUGCCUAA
Molecule: messenger RNA, 3187 nt
Organism: Amphibalanus amphitrite
Lineage: Eukaryota; Metazoa; Arthropoda; Thecostraca; Balanomorpha; Balanidae
Product: aarF domain-containing protein kinase 1-like
Exons: 12
Coding region: 286-1896 (536 amino acids)
Biological process (GO): lipid homeostasis; mitochondrion organization
Cellular component (GO): mitochondrial inner membrane
Source: RefSeq, a predicted model, not a curated record